Molecule: messenger RNA, 1614 nt
Organism: Fusarium musae
Lineage: Eukaryota; Fungi; Ascomycota; Sordariomycetes; Hypocreales; Nectriaceae
Exons: 4
Coding region: 1-1614 (537 amino acids)
Biological process (GO): positive regulation of transcription by RNA polymerase II
Cellular component (GO): nucleus
Molecular function (GO): DNA-binding transcription factor activity; transcription cis-regulatory region binding
Source: RefSeq, a predicted model, not a curated record
AUGUCAGAGUCUCUAUCGACGACAACCAAGACACCUGGAAGGCCUCUCAACCCCUGUACGGCAUCUCAAGUUAUACGAUCUGGUAAGGCCAUCGAAGCCAAGAACAGAGACUACAAUUUCUCUCAAGACCAACCAUGGGUCAAGACAACCAGAGCUCUAAGUUUUGUUGAUGAGACUCCAGACAUCAUCAACAUCCAUGAUUCGAACAACCUGGAUACGUUGGAAAACUUCGACAUUGGACGUGAUAUCGACGAUGCCAGCAACCGGUCUUCACCACCCCUUGCUUCUCUACAAAGAUUCCGAUCAAAUGAUUCAACGUCUUAUUCCGAUCAGGAUAGAUCCAACUCAACUUCAGCCCUUAGGAUCUCUUCUUGCAAUGUAGAUCAGGAGCGUCCCUCAAAGAAACGAGCAUUGAGUCCAUCUUCAAGUGGGAAUUGGAAGAACACCUCUCGCUCGGACCCUAGCGAAGCUAUCUCACCCAGCCAAAAGUCUGAUACCGUGGGGCCUUUCGCAUCGUUUUCGGGGCCUCACAGUAUCGAAUCUCCUAUCCUCAGCAGCGAUAUUGUUCUGGGUGUGGAGAGCCCUCAAGUCGCCGCAGCGCUCGCGAGCUCUCGUGGAACAGACCUUCCAAUUCCAGUGGACAAUGUUGCCGAAGCCAUCUCAGGUGUCUACUUGGAUACGCCGAAAUGGCCACUAGAAGAUCCACAAGAGGCAAUGUUAUUUUACAACUUCAUCCACGUCUUGGCACCGCUCUUCGAUUUGUGUGACAGCGAGAGACAUUUCGCUACGAUUGUCCCGCGUCGAGCAGUCAUAUGCCCUCCACUUAUGAAUGCAGUGCUUGCGGCUUCUGCCAAACGAUUAAGCAGAAUUAAUGGGUUUGAUGGGUUGGUCGGCGAUCGUUAUCACCAGAACUGUCUCGAUGCUCUUAUCCCCGCCCUGAGCAGUUCUGCAGCUGUUAUGGACGAAAAUCUCCUCACUGCCAUUGUCAUUCUUCGCUACAUGGAGGAACUCGACGUGCCCCUCACAUCUGCAGAUACGGCUAGCGAAUCACAUCUUGUCGGUACUCGAGUCUUUGUUGCAGCUCAAGAAAAGGUUUUAGACUUUACUGGACUACGGCGUGCGGCAUUCUGGGUUGCACUACGGCAAGAGAUACACAUGGCUUUUAUGCAGGCCCGACCCGUUCACCCAAAUUUCGCCCUGGAAGAUAUCUCUAGGCUCGUUCAAAACGAUGACACCUGUUGCACCUUUGCGAACUUAACUAUCUUGCAAUGUGCUGCUUGUUUGCGCUAUUGUUAUGGGUCGGAUGAUCAGAGCUUCUCAGCAUGGGAGAGGUUGCAAGAGGCUCAAGAGCGAUGGUGGGCGGAUAGGCCAUGGCACUUUCAUCCGAUGUAUAUCAACACUGAUGCAUCUGGCAUCUUCCCACAAGCGCUGUAUCUCAACGAUGCUGUCGUCACAGGAGUGCUCCAUUACCUACUUAUUCAGGUCCUGCUAGCAGCUCACAACCCUAGGACACCAAAAUUAGGUCCCGGGCAGGCGAAAGCGGCCAAGUCAAUAAAUGAGGAGAUCAGAAAGACCGUCAAGAUGGUCUGCGGUGUUGCUGAGGUCAGAAUUUGA